CCGGCGAGGGGGAGCUCUGAGGAUGCUCCACCGAGCUGGAAGAGCGCACAUUCAGUGGGAGUUUACGCUGAGAGAUCAGCCUUUGUCAGCUGUGCCCUAAGAACAGGGAGUCCUCUGCAGAGAGCUUUUCCGUACCUCACCGCUGCUCCAUUGUCCUGCUCUGCAGCCAUGAAUUAUCUGCGACGGCGUCUCUCAGACAGCACUUUCAUCUCGAACCUGCCCAAUGGCUACAUGACAGACCUUCAGAGGCCUGACCCAGCUCAGCCUCCACCACCUGCCUCCACCGCACCCGCUAAGUCCCCCACAGCAGGGCCUACACCUCCCGCCACUUCGCCUGCUCCGGAGAGGAAAACUCAGCCGGCGCAAUCCACCGGAGCUGGUUUCUUCAGCUCCAUCACCAACGUUGUCAAGCAGACGGCUGCUUCAGCAGGGCUAGUAGAGCAAACCUCAGUCACGACACCCAAGAAGUUCAAGACUCUCCUGGUCAUCGACGAACCUCAACAAGAGUGGGUAAAGUUAUUCCGUGGGAAGAAAAUAUAUGGCGAUUAUGACAUCAAAGUCGAACAGGCGGAGUUCAGUGAGAUCAACAUCAUGGCUCAAGCCAGCGGGACUUGCAAUGUCACCAUGCAGGUUUACAGAAAUGGCACCAAGGUUGUCAGGUCAUUCAAACCAGACUUUGUGUUGAUUCGACAACAUGCCUUCAGUAUGACCCAAAACGAAGAUUUUCGCAACCUUAUAAUCGGUCUGCAGUAUGGAGGCGUCCCAAGCAUCAAUUCAUUGGAUUCCAUCUACAACCUGUGUGACAAGCCCUGGGCGUUUGCCCAACUCAUCAACACCCAGAGGAAGCUGGGGGCUGACAAGUUCCCGCUGAUUGAACAGACUUUUUACCCAAACUAUAAGGAGAUGGCCAGCAUGCCGUCUUUCCCUGUGGUUAUCAAGAUUGGUCACGCCCACUCCGGUAUUGGAAAGGUGAAGGUUGAUAAUCACAGUAAGUUCCAGGACAUUGCCAGUGUUGUGGCUCUCACCCAAACAUACACCACUACUGAGCCUCUCGUUGAAUCUAAAUAUGAUAUCAGAAUCCAGAAGAUUGGCGCUGACUACAAAGCUUACAUGAGAACAUCUAUAUCCGGCAACUGGAAGACCAACACCGGGUCGGCGAUGCUGGAACAGGUGGCAAUGACUGACAAAUAUAAGCUUUGGGUUGACACUUGCUCAGAGAUUUUCGGGGGUCUGGAUAUUUGUGCAGUCAAGGCCAUCCAUGGAAAGGAUGGAAGAGAUUACAUCACAGAGGUGGUGGGCUCAUCCAUGCCUCUGGUGGGGGAGCACCAGGCCGAGGACAGGCAGCUCAUCUCUGACAUGGUGCUGGCUAAAAUGAACCAGAUAGCGGAGAAGGAUGCAAACGCUCCCCAGAAACCCAUGACAGUGCAGCCAUCCCAGGGUGUGAGUCCGAAAGGAGAAAUUAUAGGUGAGACCAUGAAGAACGGUGCUGGCCGCCCACCUCAAGGUUGUCUUCAGUACAUCCUCGAUUGCAAUGGCGUGGCCGUGGGUCCGAAAGCAGUCCAGGCUAACUGAACCAGCCAAGGAGGAGAAUCCGUGGCGUACUCUGAGCUGAACACAAGUGUGAGGAUGCUGAUAGCUUGGAUCACAACUGGGUGACCGGGCCCUCAGCUCACAGCAGCUGAGUGGCGCCCUGGACUGUGUUUUUUAACUCUAUGCAGAGUCCAAAUGUACUGUCUACUUGUUGAUUAGUGUGCUUGUAUCGGUCACCUGUGUUUCAGUAGCUGUGGAUUUUCUUUGGGGCUGCCGUGGAUGAUGUAAGAAGCAGACUGUGCCUACAAUGCGUUCAGUGCCGCUGUGUGCUUACCAGCUGUGAGCCUUUCAUUUAACCCUUAUCGGUUUUAUACUUGGCUGUGUGUCUUUCAAUAGGGUUCAAACAGUGGAAGUUAGUUCUUAAUAUGUAUACAAUACUUGGGUGUGUAUGGCUGUGGUGAUUAUUUUCAUACAUAUAAUAUAUAUUUAUUUUUGUUUUGCAUGAUUGAUACAAACCAGAGAAGAGGGAUGUAACAUUACUGUUUUAUCCGAGAUGUGUUCCUUGUGAUUCAUGCAUUGUAAAUGUGGCAAUGCUUACAUGUAUUCACUAUUAACACGGUGAUCUGCUACUGCCUUCAUUUAGUUUAAGAUGCUAUAUGGAUAGAUACUUUAUUCAUCUUUGAGUGUCACUGCACACACACACACAUAUAUAUAUAUAUAAAUACAUAUAUAUAUAUAUAUAAAUCUGUAUGAUUUUGAACCAAAGAUUCCAAUAUUGAAAUGAAUAUUUGUUGUAAAAAUAGCAGCAAUCCUACGCUCAAGAUAAUAGUUUAAUCUGUGACAAAUCAUAAUGCUGCGUUAAAGGGGAAUUGCACUUUUUGGGGAAUUUUCCACUUUUUCUGUGCAUCAUAACACGGGAAAAUGAGUUUAUAUGAGCUUGCUAACAAUGUUGUCAACAUUGCAUCAUUUUAUAUCCAUGCUGUGAUCAUGCAUGAACACGUACACUGAUGAUAACGUAUAAUAGUUGCAGUAUCUUGCUGUAUUUUCAUGAUUUAAAACACUUUCCUCGGCGCAUUGCUACACAUACUUAUGCUAGUUCCGUCAACAACAGCAGCAUAGAUACAGCGGCAACACUUACAAUGUCCGCUCUCCUUGGGAUGGCUGUGUCUUCCAGCACAUGACGUAUGCUCCAGUCCUCGGGUUAAAAAAUGCUGACGGCAAACGAGCAUCUUGUUGAGUCUUUGUAGCGAAAUUGAGAGCUCGGUAUCCACUCUUCCAUCUGCGAAUGACAUUGAGAUUAGCGAUUAGCGACGCAUCAUGUUAAUCCACCAGAUUGUUAGGUGCUAAAAUAAUAUAAUUACUGUAGCUUGGUUAAUAUACAAGUCAGUUGUGUAAAUUGAACAGUUUUUUUUGUUGUUUUGUGAGGUAUUCCCAUCACGUCCGUUGCUAGCAAGCUUAUAUUAACUUGUUUUCUUGUGUUAUAAUGCAGAUAAAUAUAGGGAAAGACAUACGUGUUCAUGUUUCACAUAAGGAUUGUGAAAGAUGGGCAAAAGAAAUGUUCAAAAGUGCAGUUCUCUAUUCGUGUCCUCUUAUGUAUUAAGUCAAAUCUGCCACAAAAUGUCCUUCUGUGACCAUGCACUGGAUAUCAGUGGUGGUGGUGUUGUCAUGACAACCAUACAAGUGCUCUGAGUUUGAGCUUGGACCUGUUACUGCUGUUCAUAGACUGAACACACAAAGAUAACACACUCCUCCUGUGAAUAGAUGGAAAAGUGCAAUAUUUUAUUUUCUAUUGUGACAUAUCUGAUUUGAAAUCAGCUCUUCCUUGAAAUUGAUUCUAAUAGCUAUCAUCAACCAUAUAGUCAACCAGAGUCACAAUCGGCUGUUUCUUGUCUUGUGGCUUUUUAGGCUACAUAGUGGUGCAACUGAAAUAACAGCCAAAUCAUCUGUAAAAAAGAACUUUGCACCUCGAUCUGCCAUGAUAGAAAAUCUGUUCUGCAAGCCGUGUGUGUAAUUGUUUUCCAAGUGUAUCUGUGAGUGUAUCUGUGUACAAGCCAUGCCUGAGGCUUUAUGGAUGUGUUGUACUGUUCACUAGGAAAUAUGCCAUGACUGAUUUCUAAAGGGAGAACACACAAAUACCUGAGAGUCUAUAUAUUGAAAGUGAAUGUGUUUUUUCUGCCAGAUAAAACCUAUUCAGACCUGAGGAACAGAAACUAUUAAGGGCCAUGAUAACGUCAUAUGCUGUUGGACUGGUUAAAUCUUGAUCGGAAUUCAAUAUGUUGUGGAAUGAUCCACAAAGGUUAUUUCCAGUCUGUCAAUGGCAAUAAAGCUUCCUUUGCAAUAUACAAUUUGUGUCCU
Doryrhamphus excisus (bluestripe pipefish) is the source of this 3885-nucleotide messenger RNA. It is a transcript of the gene syn2a, whose product is annotated as synapsin IIa. Lineage: Eukaryota; Metazoa; Chordata; Actinopteri; Syngnathiformes; Syngnathidae. The record is from RefSeq and is a predicted model, not a curated record. Gene Ontology annotation, biological process: neurotransmitter secretion. Gene Ontology annotation, cellular component: synaptic vesicle; synaptic vesicle membrane. Gene Ontology annotation, molecular function: ATP binding.